Molecule: messenger RNA, 944 nt
Organism: Salvia miltiorrhiza (redroot sage)
Lineage: Eukaryota; Viridiplantae; Streptophyta; Magnoliopsida; Lamiales; Lamiaceae
Product: transcription factor MYB13-like
Exons: 4
Coding region: 36-779 (247 amino acids)
Source: RefSeq, a predicted model, not a curated record
CCUCUCAAAAAAAAAGUAGAGAGAGAGAGAGAGAGAUGGUGAGGCCAGCUUCCAUUGACAAAAAUGGAAUGAGAAGUGGAGCUUGGAGUGAAGAAGAAGACAACAAAUUGAGGGCUUGUAUUAAUCAAUUCAAGAACCACAAGGUCCCCAACUGGCGGUUGCUGCCGUCGGUCGCCGGGCUGAAGAGGUGCGGGAAGAGUUGCAGGCUGCGUUGGGUGAACUAUUUGAAGCCUGGUCUCAAACGAGGCAACUUCACCAAAGAUGAAGAAAAUCUCAUCAUUCAACUACACAAUCAACUUGGAAACAAAUGGUCAGCCAUUGCUGCACACUUUCCCGGAAGAACUGACAACGAUAUCAAGAACUACUGGCACGCCCACGUGGCGAAACGGCGCAACGGCUCGAUGAAGAUUCGGAAUCUGGCUCAGGAAGAGCAAUCUUCCGACAGCAAUUCUAGUACCAUAACAACUGGUCUGAAUCAAAACACACCUGCACCUUCCAAGGUUGCCUUGUUCAGCCAAUUAGGUUUAGAAAACAUCGGUGUUUUCGAGUCGAAUGCAGACUCAGAUUUCAAUCCUGCUGCUGCUGCUGAUGAUGAUGAUGAUGAUCUAUAUCAACACAAGUUUUUUGAUGAGCAAGAAUUUGAUCAUGAGCAAGUUUGUUCCCUACUUGAUUGGGGGGAUUUGAGUGCUGCAAAAUCCCAGCUAGAUUUCAUGAGUGAGCCAGUUGAUAAAGACGACUUCUUCAACAUAAAUUUUGGUGAUGUAUUGUGGGGAAUAUAGGAGUAUAGUUGAGCUAUAUAAAUAUGAGCAACAUGUGCUUGCUUGAUUCCUAUAUAUGAUCAUAUAUAAUACAAUUUUGUGUAGUAAUUAAUUUCUGUUUGUAGUAUAUAUCCCAUGAAUAAGUUGCUCAUAUAUGAUCAGGAUCUUGAGGGGUAUUAAUUUGUG